Diversispora eburnea is the source of this 397-nucleotide messenger RNA. NCBI's taxonomy places the organism in Eukaryota, Fungi, Glomeromycota, Glomeromycetes, Diversisporales, Diversisporaceae. The record is from the annotation of a GenBank genome assembly.
AUGGGUGGUUCAGUAUCAAAAGCUUUAGCUCGGAUAUUUGGUAAUAAAGAAAUGCGCAUCCUAAUGUUGGGUUUAGAUGCUGCCGGAAAAACCACAAUCCUUUAUAAACUAAAACUUAAUCAAUCUGUGACGACUAUACCCACUGUCGGUUUUAACGUGGAAACCGUGACAUAUAAAAAUGUCAAAUUUAAUGUUUGGGAUGUCGGUGGUCAAGAUAAAAUUCGUCCACUUUGGCGUCAUUAUUAUACUGGUACUCAAGGACUAGUAUUUGUAGUUGAUUCCCAAGAUCGUGAUCGAAUAGAUGAAGCUCGUCAAGAAUUACAUCGAAUUAUUUCAGAUCGUGAAAUGCGAGAUUGUUUAUUAUUAGUAUUUGCCAAUAAACAAGAUUUACCAGGAG